Fukomys damarensis (Damara mole-rat) is the source of this 1434-nucleotide messenger RNA. RefSeq names its product zinc finger protein RFP. The record is from RefSeq and is a predicted model, not a curated record. NCBI's taxonomy places the organism in Eukaryota, Metazoa, Chordata, Mammalia, Rodentia, Bathyergidae. Bases 1 to 1434 code for a protein of 477 amino acids. Gene Ontology annotation, molecular function: protein binding. The transcript is spliced from 10 exons. Gene Ontology annotation, biological process: negative regulation of viral transcription; protein K63-linked ubiquitination; negative regulation of transcription by RNA polymerase II.
AUGUCUUUGCUGAUGGAAUUGCGCGAGUCCAGAGGCGGCCGCGAUGCAUUCAACGUCCUUUUCCAGCGGCCUCGGGUGACUCCGGAGUCCGAGCGGCGGCGAGAGGGCAGGUCCCAGUCUCUGACGCCCCGGGAGGUGCGCGGCUCUCGGCAGGCGCAGGGCUCAGCUCGCUCGGCGGGGUCCGUCCACGUCCACGAACGCGCGUGUCCAGAACCUCUCCUUUAUUCGAGUUCUUCCUUCCCGCACGGAGGUCCCAGCUGCCCUGCCUCAGCGCAGCGCUCCCUCCACACUGCCGGCCAGCGGGGCUACGAAGAACAAAUCCAGAGCCAGUUGGACCACCUGAGAAGAGUGAAGGACCUGAAGAAGAGGCGCCGGGCGCAGGGCGAACAGGCCCGGGCCGAACUCUUGAGCCUCACACAGAUGGAGAGGGAGAAGAUCGUGUGGGAGUUCGAGCAGCUGUACCACUCCCUGAAGGAGCAGGAGUACCGGCUGCUAGCACGGCUGGAGGAGCUGGACCUGGCCAUCUACAACAGCAUCAAUGGCGCCAUUGCACAGUUCUCCUGCAACAUCUCGCACCUCAGCAGCCUGAUCGCACAGCUGGAGGAGAAGCAGCGGCAGCCCACCAGGGAGCUGCUGCAGGACAUUGGGGACACGCUGAGCAGGGCUGAAAGGAUCAGGAUCCCUGAACCUUGGAUCACACCUCCAGAUCUGCAAGAGAAAAUCCACAUAUUUGCCCAAAAAUGCCUGUUCUUAACAGAGAGUCUGAAGCAGUUCACAGAAAAAAUGCAGUCAGAUAUGGAGAAAAUUCAAGAAUUGAGAGAGGCUCAGUUAUACUCAGUCGACGUGACCCUGGACCCGGACACGGCCUACCCCAGCCUGAUCCUGUCCGACAACCUGCGGCAAGUGCGGUACAGUUACUUGCAGCAGGACCUACCUGACAACCCCGAGCGCUUCAACCUGUUCCCCUGCGUCCUGGGCUCCCCCUGCUUCAUCGCCGGGCGCCACUACUGGGAGGUGGAGGUGGGGGACAAGGCCAAGUGGACCAUCGGCGUCUGCGAAGACUCAGUGUGCAGGAAGGGCGGCGUAACCUCAGCUCCCCAGAAUGGGUUCUGGGCCGUGUCGCUGUGGUAUGGGAAGGAGUACUGGGCCCUCACCUCCCCCAUGACUGCACUGCCCCUGCGGACCCCGCUGCAGCGGGUGGGCAUCUUCUUGGACUAUGAUGCUGGGGAGGUGUCCUUCUAUAACGUGACCGAGAGGUGCCACACCUUCACCUUCUCCCACGCCACCUUCUGCGGGCCAGUGCGGCCCUACUUCAGCCUGAGCUACUCAGGCGGGAAGAGCGCAGCUCCUCUCAUCAUCUGCCCCAUGAGUGGCAUCGAUGGCUUUUCUGGCCAUGUCGGGAGUGAUGGUCGCUCCAUGGAGACCUCCCCCUGA